AUGAAGGAACCAUCAAAGCCAUGGCGACCCUUCACUGCAAAUUGCUGCUCCACAGAGGACCAAACCAUUUUCAAGAACUUCAGUAGGUGCAAGCCUUCACGUUCUGACUUGUCAAAGAACAUUGCUCCUUUGCCAUCGUUCAGGAGGCUCUCCUUCUCUGAUCUCAGUCGUUCCUCGUCUGUGCGAAUCAACGAGGAUCUUGCUCAGUCUUUUGGGUCGGACUUGUUUGAUUUUCAGCUGAGUGAGUUGCGUGCCAUAACGCAGAAUUUCAGCAGCAACUUCUUGCUAGGAGAAGGAGGGUUCGGAACUGUGCAUAAGGGCUACUUAGAUGAUAAUUUCAGACUUGGUUUGAAGGCACAACCUGUUGCUGUCAAGCUUCUUGACAUAGAAGGCUUGCAAGGACACCGUGAAUGGCUUGCAGAAGUGAUUUUUCUUGGGCAGCUAAGACACCCCAAUUUGGUUAAGUUGAUUGGGUAUUGCUGUGAAGAUGAAGAACGAUUACUUGUCUAUGAAUUCAUGCCACGAGGAAGUUUGGAGAAUCACCUCUUCAGAAGGCUAACCUCUCUUCCAUGGGGAACAAGAUUAAAAAUUGCAACAGGUGCUGCUAAAGGCCUUUCCUUCUUGCAUGGAGCUGAGAAACCAGUCAUUUAUAGAGACUUCAAGACUUCCAAUGUUUUGCUUGAUUCUGAAUUCACAGCAAAAUUAUCAGAUUUUGGACUUGCGAAAAUGGGGCCAGAGGGAUCAAACACACAUGUUUCAACCAGAGUCAUGGGCACUUAUGGUUAUGCAGCCCCAGAAUACAUCUCAACAGGGCAUUUAACCACCAAAAGUGAUGUCUACAGCUUCGGGGUAGUCCUACUAGAACUGCUUACAGGAAGAAGAGCAACGGACAAAACAAGACCAAAGACUGAGCAAAACCUUGUGGAUUGGUCAAAACCUUACUUGAGUAGCAGUAGGAGGUUGAGGUACAUCAUGGAUCCAAGGCUUGCAGGUCAAUAUUCUGUGAAGGGUGCAAAAGAAUUGGCCCGUUUGGCAUUGCAAUGCAUAAGUUUGAAUCCUAAAGACAGACCAAGAAUGGCAAUGAUUGUUGAAACUCUUGAAGGCUUGCAACAGUACAAGGACAUGGCAGUUACCAGUGGACACUGGCCAGUGUCACAAAAAUCUACUAGGAAUAGAGUCUCCAACAACAAGGUGAAUGUGAACACUAGAGCCGGUGCAAACCACAAGCAACCAUCUCCAGUUAUGAGCAAGAAAACUUGA
Molecule: messenger RNA, 1260 nt
Organism: Sphenostylis stenocarpa
Lineage: Eukaryota; Viridiplantae; Streptophyta; Magnoliopsida; Fabales; Fabaceae
Source: the annotation of a GenBank genome assembly